AUGGAGAAGGUUGAGGAAGAAUUGCCCCUUUUUCGCGCGAAAUUACCAGGCCUUUAUACGAGUGGUGCUACAGGGUCGGGGGUUGGACCAGGGUCUUAUAACGUCACAUUCACUUAUUCCAAGCCCAUUCAUGGCGAGGCUCCGUUUGGCAUUACAAGCGAGAGGUUUUCGUCGCACCUUGGCGCUUUAACGCCUGGAGUUGGGACCUAUGAAGUGACUAUGAAUGAUUUUCGAAGUGGAGACAUUACUGUGGUUCCAUUUGUUUCCUCAGUGGACCGUUUUUUUGCUCCCCGCACCGACGAAGUUCCUGGUCCCGGGACAUAUCCUCACGAUGGAAAUAGGUGGGGUCGAACUGGGCGCGCCCAUACCAUCGGAGCUGGUCGUUUUAAUGAUGUUGAGGACCCACUUGUUGUCGGUCCAGGUUCAUAUAACCCGAAUUAUGCUUCGGGUCAUCGUGCACAUCCACGCGCCGCGAAUUUUGCUGGUUAUAGUGGUCGUGGCAACCCUCGCUUUAAUGAUGUACCAGGACCGGGACAUUAUGGCGUUGCAGCUUCUGCAAAGUCGCUUUAUACUAAUAAACCAAGUUCAAUGUUUGCAACGAAAACUUUGCGCUCAACCUUUGGAGGCAACGUCCGGACUCCAGGGCCUGGGACUUAUGAUGUGCCUUCUUAUUUUCAAUCCUUAGAACAAUAUCGCGCCGCAAACCCUGAAUUUUUUUCAGCUUUCGGUUCUUCAGCGCCUCGUUAUGCACCCUAUGGGCCUACAGAUUUGCCGGGUCCAGGCACUUACACAGGAGAAAUUGCACCGCGUCGUCCAAAAAUGCCCCCCAAAACGAAGGGAACAUCCUCGUUUGUCUCCGAAACAAGCCGCAAAAGACUACCUUUUGGAACGAACCUCGGUCCUGGGGCGUAUGAGCCCGUAAUGCCCAUUAAGUUGCGAAAACACAAUUUGGCUUCUGUGCCUUUUCGUUCCCGUUCCCAAAGAAUUCCUUCACCACAACGCGCUGAUGCCGAAGGAUUUGUUGAAUCUCGUCGUCCUCUUGUACGUGUGCCACGUCGUAUUCAUCCUUCUAGAUUGCUAGAUGAUUCCCUUGACGCCGCGGCAAAAACGGAUUCUAGAUCUGUUUCCCCAGGUCGUGUUUAUGACGUCAAGUAUGAUUGGACGAAACCUACUUGUACAAGUGGUUCAUAUUUGGGUAUUGCCCCUCGUUUUGAGAAAAAGGCCUUAAAUGUCUUUCCUGGCCCUGGCCAGUAUGAUAUCUCUAACAAAGAUUUGUUGGGCGGGGGACGAUCCUUAAACGGUACAUGGGGAACUGAUGGAAGGUUUAAGUCCGGCGAUGGAGUUGGCAAUCCUGGUCCAGGACACUAUCGCUAUGACAGCACCUUCUACAAGAAGAGCUUUAACUGUACUGUUGCUUCUACAGAAGAGAUGUAA
Trypanosoma conorhini is the source of this 1434-nucleotide messenger RNA. RefSeq lists its product as uncharacterized. The coding region runs from base 1 to 1434 and encodes 477 amino acids. The record is from RefSeq and is a predicted model, not a curated record. The transcript has a single exon. NCBI's taxonomy places the organism in Eukaryota, Euglenozoa, Kinetoplastea, Trypanosomatida, Trypanosomatidae.